GUUAUGACUUGUCAAAUAUCGAAAUGAUCUCUACACAGUCUCUUGACUUGAAUUAUAAGCAAGCUUUUCGACCUGAUCAGUUGAAACAAGUUUGCUGCCACGAUUUUGAUAUGAAUAAUCUUCAUUCAUUCAUUGGAUAUUUUCCAAAUUUGAAACGACUCCACUUGCGACUCUAUAAAGCGGACGGCGUUUUUUACAAUGGACCAAAUCUGUCUUGGUUAAAGAUUCUUGAACUUCAUACAAGCAUUUUAGUUGACCAAUUCACCGGAUUCCAUUUCACAGAUUUUUGUCCAUCCUUGGAAAGCGCUUUCUUCAAUUUUCGGGCGAGAGAUUUUUAUGUAGAUGAAUCGAUAAAGAAUUACAAUUUGAGAGAUUUGGUUAUCGAAGAUUCUGGUUUUCGUUUUGUGGUUCUGAUUGAUAAUAUUCGUUCUUCUCUCCAAGAUGGUUAA
This is a messenger RNA of Panonychus citri (citrus red mite), 449 nucleotides long. RefSeq lists its product as uncharacterized. Lineage: Eukaryota; Metazoa; Arthropoda; Arachnida; Trombidiformes; Tetranychidae. The record is from RefSeq and is a predicted model, not a curated record. The transcript is spliced from 5 exons. Bases 24 to 449 code for a protein of 141 amino acids.